UGACGUCAUGUGUUUCUAGCGUAGUGUUGACUGUAGUGUUGCCGCUUGUGUUCCCGGGCGAUCCCCCGGGAUGUCAUAGAGCUGGAGCCGGGCUGUACAGCGGGUACACGGGAUCAGGUACUGACCCGGCUACAGGAGAUUACCGAUAUGGUGUAAGAACAUGGACGUCUCUCUUGAAGUUCUUCUGUCGAGCAGCAUUAAGAGGAAAAAGCCUUGUCCCAGGCUCUGCUGGUUGGGGCAGGAGAAGGAAGCUGUUUACCUUGUGGAUGAACGACAGGUUAGCGAGAUCAAGCUGCGGUCCGGCAAUGUGAAGAAGACCUUGCUGAAGAAGAAGAGCAAUAUAGUGACCCUCGCUACUUCAGAUAAUGGAGCCUGGUUGGCCACUCUGCACCUUUCGGGGGAGAUGUCUCUGUGGAAUAAAGAUACGGACGGUCUGCAGGUCGUUCCAGCAAAUGACGGGAUCUCUGGAGAAAUUGCUUCCACUCAAGGACGCUCAGAGAAGUUGCAUCUUUACGUGAGUGACGAUGGAAGAAGAGUUCUUUUGGUAGCUCACACUGGCUCUGUCUACCUGUGGGAGAACACAGAGGAAAAGCCACAGGUUAUGUCCCAGAAGAAACGGGUCCUGCCGUGUCGAUGGAGUAAGAUAGAACAAAGUGAGAGCACUGUGUUUCCCGGUGUGACGGAUAAAGAGGCGACAGUUCAUGCCAUCUUCAUCAAGAAUGAGGUGUUGGGUGACAGCUGCCUGUGCACAUUUGUCUUCUAUUCUGGAUCCCGGCUUGUGAUGACGUUCCUGGCUCUACGAUGGUUUGAGAAAGAUCAGAAGUUACACAGUGUGGCCCCGUACCAUGUUCACUGGACACAACAGGACUGCUCUGUUCUCAGCGUGGCCCCAUCCUGUGCCCCGCUGAAGUCCAGAGGCUCCCUGCUGGCUCGCUUCUCCAGAGAUGGAUUGAUCCUAACCUUGGCAUUGAACCAGAAAGAUCCUAAGGAGACCUGCGUCCUCUUUAUCAACACAAUGAACUUUGUGACCACAUGUGGCAGCUUAAGGGGCUGCGGCAGUAGGGAUCAGCAGAUCCCAUCAAGGUUACUCAGGUCUUACUGGGUGGCAGACAUGUCCUGGACUGCAGAUAGUCUCUUCCUAGCCUGUAUACUAAAGAGAGGGUCUCUGCUCCUGUUGACUCGUAUGGGUGGACUCCUGACUCUGACAACCUUCGGGUGCAGUGUUGAAUUUGGGCCAGCAGAGUUUAUCCCACUUCAUCCAUUCAUUACAUACAGGCCACAUGUGCCGAUCCCAGAAGCCUCUAAUCCCAACGACUCGCUGGGGUCCGUCACAUCAGAAGCAGAUCUCAUGAGACAGAGGUAUUCUGUGACGUGCCAUCCGCGCCUGUCCUACAUCAUGGUGUCUGACGGAUAUAUGGUGACCAUGCUGCGCGUUGCAGAAAAUCUGUCUCCGCAGAAGUUCAUGAAGGCUUUACUGCUGGACACAGCCCAGAGACUGGAGAAUGUGCGACAGCAGCUUCACAUAGUAAAGUCUAAAACAAAUGGGCCCAGUCUGAGGACCCUCUCUUCAUUAAAAGCCCCAUUAUUAAAAGACUCUUGGACAACGCCGUCUUCCACGUCACAUGUGCCGAGCUUUCUACAAGAGGAGGAGGAAAUGUGUGGACAGCUGGAAAAGUUGCUAGCGCAGGAGGAGAGUGAGCAGUCAGAUGAUCAGCAGUACAUCGCUCCUGCGGAUGGGACGUACAGCAGAGCAGAGCAUGGCAGACUUGAGUUUGCUUCCAUGUUUGACACCAUCCAUGCCAGUGACCAAUACCCAGCCAAGAGUGAUGUCCUCAGUGAGCUGCUGCGCAUACGGAGGACUAUACUAAUGGCAUGGGCAGUAGGGGUGUCCAUGGGUGGUGUGGCACACACGGGUGCCUUGUUACACUACACAGUCGGCUGCCUGACUCACUUCUUGUCCAUUCUUCAAAAUCCAAAGUGCCCAAUGCUGAAACCGGAUAAACCUUCCAAAAAGAAAGCCAGAGGCGACCCCUGGACGUCGUAUGUUUCGGUCUUUCACCAGUGCCUUACUUUGCUGUAUUGGGAUGUGGCUCCCCGACAGACCAUCGGCCACGUAAUAAAACUGACCGCAGAGACGGUCAGGUUGAUCCUCCUCCAGCACCGGCGGCUCUUCUCCAAGAAUCUCCUGGAAAGCUUCUGCUUGGUAAAGAUGGUUUCCCAGAACUUGGCAGCGAUUUAUGCAUCCAGGUUCGAGUCGAUCUCUACAACACCUACGGUGGAUGACACUGCGCAUCUGGACGUUCUGAAGGCUCCAGUGUUCCAAACCAUAAAACAGCCGGUCCUAGUGCCACAUCUUCAGUGUAUUUUUAAGGAACCCCCAAAUUUAGGGCUGGAGAAUAUGAAGUCAGAAAAAAGGUUGGCAUUCCUGUGGCGUCUCCUAUAUCAUCAGACCCUUUUAUACCAGAUGCAAUUAAGAAAGAACAUUUCUCUCCAUCAAUCGAUGCCGUUGGCACCCGAGGUCCAAAAUGAAGAAAAUGCCAUUCGGUUUCUUUUGUGUCACUUACAGUCGGAGCUUCAGAGCGGAGGAGGACAUUUAUCGGGAACCUUAAGUCUUCUUCCUGUCGCUGGGGAAGAAUAUUUCUUGAUGGGAUCUUACAAAGAGGCGGUGGGGGUCUGGAAAAGGGAGUUACAGGAGGCGACGGCUCGAGGAGGAAGGAGAUGUGGGUUACUCCAGACCCGUUAUUACCUGGCAGUUCUCUACUGCCACCUCUAUCACUACAAUCUAAGUGAUGCCCAGGGAAUGUGCGACCAGCUAGUGAAAGAGCUGCUCAUCCGAUCCCAUCUGCUGUGUGAGAAUGAGCAGAGUGUCAAGGAGGGGAUCGCUGCAGGUCAGUGUCUAUCUGCAAAACCUCAGCCUGGUCGCCGGCCGUUGAAGCAGGUGCACCCAGAUGCCGCUCUCGCUGUCAUCCGAUCUAUGGGCAGGUUCAUGGCGGCGUAUUUCACCAACCAGCUGCUGUAUGUGUUUCCUCCACAUAGCGUCUGUGUAUUGGCUCCUCUCUAUGCCCCCACAGACAAGCUUCCUCGUGUCGUCCCUCUUCAGCGCGGCAUAGUCUCCAGUGCGAUAAGAGAUCAGAAUCUGUCUAGUGUCUGGACUGUGGAAUACACUCUUGACCUGCUCCUGGUCGGCGGUCUGAUAUCCGAAGCGGCUUGGCUGGCCGACAAGCUGGGAGAUUGGAAAAUGUCUGUGUCCAUGGCGGUGGUUUAUAAUCUGCACAGGAGCAGCAUCACGGAGGAACAGAAAGAAGAAUUUCCAGCAAUGCCCCUGUGUCUGUCUCCUGCACACGUAUUCCAGGAGAAGCUGCAGUCCUUCCUUGGUCAUCCUCCCAAAUCGGAAGCCGGAAAUAAGAGUAAUGCAUUGCCAAAGCAAUUCACCGAUCCCAUUGAGGAAGAAGAUGCAGAUUUGCUGUUCAGUUCAGUGCAAGAGAUGUUGAAGGCAGCAGUAAUGGCCGAUGCAGAGAUUCUUACUGAAACCCUACAACAACUGACGGAUUCAGCAAAGGAACUAGGCAGAAAGUUCUCUGGUCUAGUGCCGGAUCGCUUGUAUCUCCCUGCACCACCGCUCUACUGUCCACAACCCUCCUCAGUCAGCGAAGAGGACCCCAGCGAUGUGCUCUUUGAAUCGGAGAAACACAACCGUCAGAAGCUCUCCGGCAUCCUCCAGCGCAUUCUCCUGCUAUUCCGCGCAGCGCAUUGUUCUCUACCAGCUGCCCAGUGGUACAUCAAACAGAUUAAGCGAGCAAGAAAAAUCAUGCAAAAGAUUAGAGCAAAAGCUUCUCUGCCUCCUCUUGAUUCACUUCCGGAAAACUUGUUGAAUUACGCCAACAGUCGGACCGUGCUACUUAAGCCUGGACCAAGUGGAGAACGUGUCAAUGACCUGGUAUCUUGCAGUGUAGUAGUCUGUUUCAGAGAGCUGUGUGCCUUGUGCUGGAUGCUUCAUGUGCGGGAACGAUUGUCUAUCAGCUGCAGACAGUACCAGAGAGCGAGAGACAACGGCAAAUUAUUCAAGAGUGCAGAUGAGAUUGAUUCUUGUGUCAUCGAGCACUGUUUCGAUGCUUUGGAGUGGGCAUGUCGCAUGCUGCUGUUCACAAGGGCUACAAAUUGUGAAGAACUGAUCCAAGAUCUCAUACUCAGCCUGAUCAGUGAGCUGCCUCCAGUGAAAAAGGUUGCAGAAAUCAUGGUCAGAGCUUUUCCUAAUCCUGAAGAUGUCCGUGUUCCCUUAAGGGAAAAGUUUCACUCAGUUCAGCAGCGAUUGAGACACUCCAAAAUAAGAGGACUCCACGGUGAGGAGAUGAUGUCUGUCAUUAUCCAUAACAUGCAGAAGGUGCGGAUAAAGACUCUCAAACGUGUUCAGAGAAACAUUGGUUCAGUAGAGAUGCAUUUGUGGGAACCUCCUCUGGAUGAAUCUCUAGAGGAUGAGUCUCGCUGCUAUGACAAGUACUCGCUGGGCACCACAAGUCUCAGCAGGAGCACGCUCACUGACCUGGGGAGGCCACAGAUCUACAGUGACACAGACACUUUAUCUGAUGCAUUGAUGUGUACUGGAGGAGAUGACAGAAUGGGUUCUAGCAUUGCCUUGGAUUCAAAUACUGGAAAUGUAAGCAAAGCAGCCAAAAAGAAAUCAAGGAAAAAAAGAGGAAUGCCCAGGGAGAGUGGUCCAUCUCCUCCUAAAGUUGGCACCUGGGAGUUUGAGUGCAAUGAUGAGGAAUACACAAGGUUUUUAGAUCUGUUCCUCAGUUACCUCCUGGACAGAGAUCUUCAUAGUGGUGAACCAGGGAUCCCUUUCCUCACGUCCUUCUCUUCACAGCUGCGGGAACACGAGCUGAACUCCCUUGUCUUUGACGUUCACACCACCCUGAAGCGCAAGCUGGUGAGAGCCGGGAUAAGAAGCGUUUUUAGCGCUGGAUCCUGCUUUACUUUAAAUGUUGAUAGUUUGCGUGACUCUGUGGGUAUGGAGGGUGAAUUGCCUCAAACACAAGGUGCCGUAGACCCUACCCAUGCCAUGUCCCCUACCAUAAUACUGGGGAAGCCGAUCACCUCCUGUAAGAAAUCCUUUCCCAACAUAUCAAGACGGUCAGUCAGAAGUGGUCUGUUUGGUCUACAAGAUCAUGGACGGAAGAAACUGCAGGACAAUGGUGGCAACCUGACACGAUCCUCCCUGUUGUCUCCUCUUUGGAAUGAGCAGUGUAGCUGUAGAUUAAUCCAAAACAAACACUGCAACCCGAGCGAAGAACUUGGGGAGGAACUACAGGCUAAAUACAGUAAUGAAGCCAAACUGGUGGAAUGGAUGAUCCGGUGGUCUGAGCGGAGGUUGUUCUGGAGUGCGGGCAAAGUGGAACUGCGCCAUGUAGCUGCCACCACUGCAAUCCGGGUCAAGACCUCCUCCGCUGCCUUACUCACUGCAAUAUGGCUGCUGGAGAAGCCUUACCUGGGGAAUAUCUACAUCCAAUAUGCUCCUCCCAGCGAACACAUUGCAGCUCCUGUUUUACCAUCUGAAGUGGCCUCCAAUGUACUGGACAGACCCAGCGGGGCUGUAGAGGAUUUGCAGUCAGAGAGAACUUCCCCCUGUAUCGUACAUGAGCUAGAUGACCCAUCGGAGGAGAAAAGCGCUUCCAUAGCAUUGUCAAAAAUGAGCAGAGUAAGCCGUGAACUAAGUCCGCAGAGGACGUCGGGUCUUCAUGAAAAGUCAAAGGACGAUGCAUCUGUCCUGUGUGACAACCACCAACCAGACCAAACGAGUGUUCUGUCAGAAUCUGAUGACCAAGGAGAAGAAGAAAGUGACACCCAAAGAAGCUUGAAGAUUUCCGUCAGUAUCCGUCCUGUACUACGAGAGUCAGAGAACCUGCCUCCUGACUCUACACAUCAAGCUCCAGAACCUGAGGAACCGAAAAUAAGAGAAGUGUCACAAUUAAGGGAACUCCCUGUUCCUUCUGGAUGUACCCCUCCGGCCCCCCAACCCCCUGUUCCUGCUGGAUGUACUCCUCCAGCCCCCCAGCCGGGCCAUUUCCUCCUGCCUCCUGCUCCUACCACUGAUCGGACAGAACCUACUAAUCCUAAUGGAGGCCAAAACCCUCAACUGGUCACCAGCUCCGAAGCCGUCAGACAACUUCUUCAAGACGAAAUGUUUAGACUCCUUCAGCUUCAGCAAAUAAACUUCAUGGGACUAAUGCAAGUGGUGGGGUCGUCGUUCGCAGCUAUGCCAGCGCUGCAGCACGUCCUGGAGCAAACUGCACAGAUCAGGAGUCCAAUGAUGAACCCCAUGGGUGAACGCUCUGCACUGCAGGUUAUUCCUCAGGCUCCAUCACAAAACGAACCUGCAGAACCUGUGCCAGACACACAGCGGGAGAAGGUCGUAGGGCAGACAGACAGCGCAGUCACUGCGGCCGAAAAAACGGCCAGAACGGAGCCGAAUAACAAGGAGAAUCUGCAGAAACUUCCAGAGCUCCACAUUCCUCCCAGCCAGGUUAACACUGAAGGAAAGAUCGCGGCAAGGUUGGGAUUACUAAGCACUGCUCCUCCACAUGGGCUGCCCUUAAUAACGCCUCCAUCCGGACCACACAAGACUCCAUCUCUCAUCAGAUCUCCAGCUACAAAGAACCACAAUGGAUUUCCACUACUGAAACUGCAGUCAGAGCCCCAGAUGUUACCACUGAGACCCCCAGUGAGGGAAGAGUGGGCACCGCUUAGCUCUGCCCCGAGGAUGCCGGCACCUGUAUCCUCCCAUAUAACCCAGCGCAUAGGUGCCGGUGAUGCCAGUAGUACCCCAAAUUGGGCAGAAGCUGUGAGCAGAGGACCCCCAAUACAUCAGUCCAGUUCACAGACAGCCGCUCAGCAGUUCUAUAGGGACAGAGACAGAAAAGGAAAACCGCAAAUCAGUCUUUUUGGCAGUGAACAGAACAAAGUAGGAAUCCCUCUGCUCCACCUGCGCUCAGAUCCAGUGCUCUACGUCCCGGCCGUGAAGAAGCCCAGCACCAAAGCUCCAACGUUGUUGCAUCUUGUACCGGAUCCAUCCACGACUUUACCGCUAACAUUGCUAAAAACCAACUUACCGCAGCGGAUACAGACUGAUGAUCAGAGAAGAGAUCCUGGACAGAAUGUAGAAAAUCGUCUGCAGUCAAAAGCAAACAUCCUGCCUUCUGAGGAAGAGACAAAAGCAGAGGAUAGUAUCAAAAGGAAAAAACGCCGCACUUUAAAGGAGAAGAAGGAGAAGGUGGCGUCUGUUACAUUCCGUCUGGAAGACUCGAUAAUUGCACCUAACAAUCUUGACGAGGUUGCGCGAUCUGAGAUUGUACACCAUGACAAGCAAGAUCUUGAAGAUGGAAGUGAAUUUGCCAUUCCACUCGGCUCCUUUGACUCCUUGUUGUCUCAUGAAAUCCCAGCAGCCCCCAUUUUGUCUAUGGCAGAAUUACAUUAUAUAGCUUCCACAAUGAAGAGACCUCCGGAUAUUCGGGACGCAAGCACCAACACAGAUUCCGCCGCUUCCAAAAACAUUGAAGAGAAAUGUACAGAGAUGGAAGAAUUUCCUGCCGUUCCUCCUGCUCCAGGAUCUAUUCAAUCUCAUAAGCCUCUUAUAGACUCCGGGACAAAGUGUGAAGGAUUUCCUCGCUCUGGCAUGGCCGCUUCAUAUUUGGAUCCAGAAGUGUUGCCAUCCGACAUACAUGAACAGAGGCCUCCAGAGUUAUUCCUAAACCUUCAAUAUCCUCAUGCACAGCAACCAGAGAAGAUGCCCGGUCAUUUUGGGCAUCACAUAGAGGUAGAAGAAUUUCCGGACUCUGAAAGUCACGAUGUCCCAUCACCAGCCGAACUUCAUCUUCUGGCUGCGUCUGUAACUAAUGCGCAACCUUCAGAAUACAUUGAACCUACAGAUUUACUGGAGAGGCCACAUUUGGUGGACUGGGCUCCCGAUGCCGUGGACCGGACUACACACCACGCUCUGUCUUCAGAUCUGACGUCUGUCCCCAUCAGGGAACUAGCUCCUAGAGUAUGGACCCCCCGUGUCAGGAGUACCGGGGCCAUAUCCAGGCUGCAGGAGAUGGACGCCCAGCUACAAGCGCUGCAGAAUAUGGCCGAUGGCAUGGAACUUGAUUUUGCCAACACUAAAUUGUUGGUGAACACAUUAGAGACCCUAACAUCUGCAGUUCAGCCGGACCCUAAAGGUGUCUCCCCUAGAGGUGCAGGAGCCCCCCAGAGAGCGUUGCCAUCAAGUGAUCUAACAUUAGAAGACUUGGCUGAGGAAGAGGAGUAUAACCUGACAAGCCCUGCGAGUAUUGGCUUAAGUGAACACCCCCCGGUAGUGUUAAUAUCUCCCAGACAUGAAGGUGAUUUUAUCACAGCACCUGGACGGUCGAAGGACAUGGAUGAAAGCAGCCUCCAGGAUGCUCUUCAGAUGACCGGCCUCAGUGAUAUUGCUGACAUUCUGGGGGAUCUUGUAGCCGGAGGGGUCUCUGCUUCUGAUCUCGGACUGACACCUGCCCAGGCACAAAAGCUCUCCAGGAUGAAACUCCGGGGGACAUCAAAGAAGACUACAAGCGAGCGGGCAGACCUGUUGCGGUGGAUGAAGAAAAAGCAGAGGGAGCGCCUGGCCGAACACCGGAGGAGGCUGCAGGAGCUUAGGGAGAAGGAGCACAAACCGUUCCAGACGCAGAAGACUGCAAACUCAUCGCUGUCAUCAAAAACACUCCGGGAAGAACAGCAAGUAAAAGAUGAGAGAGAUCGGUCUCUGCUUUUGGAGCAUCACAGUCAUCGGGUGUCGGACGCCAUGGGUCUCAUGCAGGAACUGUUAUCAGAGGCCAAGCAAAUCCCCUCUGCAGUUUACCAGCCUGGCACAUCCAAUGUCUCCUUCUCAAGGCCCUCUCCUAAAGGAGGUCGCGGUGCAGUGCGCAGUGUGUCUACCAACCAAACGAAGCGCAGAUCAUCCUCCCGGGGAGGCACUUCACAUCCGAGGUCCAGGUCUACCCCUGCACAGACACAAAUAAGAGGUACAGCGACAUUUGUGCUUCCAAAGAACAAGUGGGAACCUAAAGUCAGGACCCUCAGUGCACCCAGCUAUUCUGUCCAUAGGAAGUAUGAUCCGUCCCUGCCUGGUGACCGUCUUUCCCAAAUCACACGUCGGGGUAUGCUGCCUACGAGGAGCAGGAUUAAUGUACAAAAUAAAAACACAAAACCUGUUCUGAAAGCCACAGCAAAGCAGACAGACAGACAAGGAAAAAGCAGUAAAGGCACCAGCCCCCUGUCACAGUUUGGUGAAUUCCACCCAGAAGACUAUGAGAGGGACAUUGUGAGCCCUUGGGAGAUCCCUGAUGAAAUCAACAGGAUAUUAAACAGCGAUAGAAACUCCAUCCUGUCUCAGAGGUCUAUGAUGAAUGAGGAAGCUGAUUCCCGAAUCCGUAACCUGGACAAUUCGUCAGACAGCACAGGAAGUAUUCUGAGCAAGCUCGACUGGAAGGCAAUAGAAGACAUGGUGGCCAGCGUUGGCAGUACCCAAAUGUAGCUGGGAAAGGGGAGAGAGAUCUGCACUUUAUUUUAUCCAUUUGAACUUUGUGCCUGAGAAAGCCACACUGGACAAAAUGGAUGCAUUGUGAUCAGUCAGACCAUGACCAGGAGAGUCAUAUGGGGGAAUAAAGAAAAUUGCCAAAACCAACACAGAAAUCAUUAGAAAAUUCCCACUAUAGUCCUUGUAGGAGAUCUAUCGAAACCUGUGCAGAGGAAAAGUUGACCAUAGCAACCAAUCAGAUCGCUUCUUUCGUUUUCAAAAGGCCUCUGAAAAAUAGAAGAAGCGAUCUGAUUGGUUGCUAUGGGCAACUGGUCAACUUUUCCUCGACACAGGUUUUGGUAAAUCUCCUUUGUGUUAGCUUUGGCACUAGGCAUUAUAUCAAUAAUGAGGAGUAUGUGUUUUUGUAUGAUAUGAGGUUUUUGUAAUGUUUUAUUUAUCUAAAAAAUAUUUUAUAUUUUUUACCUUUCUAGUCAGUGAUUUAUAUUAUGUAAAUACUGAAUAUUAUGUAAAUACUGAAUAAAGCAACAGAUUAGCAUUUUCUAUUUGUUCCACUGGCAU
Messenger RNA from Hyla sarda, 10108 nucleotides. It is a transcript of the gene CPLANE1, whose product is annotated as ciliogenesis and planar polarity effector complex subunit 1. The transcript is spliced from 54 exons. The coding region runs from base 161 to 9547 and encodes 3128 amino acids. Lineage: Eukaryota; Metazoa; Chordata; Amphibia; Anura; Hylidae. Gene Ontology annotation, molecular function: protein binding. Gene Ontology annotation, cellular component: ciliary transition zone. The record is from RefSeq and is a predicted model, not a curated record. Gene Ontology annotation, biological process: cilium assembly.